CGGUGACUCGUGUUAAAUGGAGGCUAUUUGAAAUGUUUUGAAUCGUGACAGAAAAAGAAACGCGAUUAUAGUGAUAUUACUAAUGGUAUUAAUGUUUAGCAGCUAGUUACGUUUGCAGAGAGCUGUCACUAUGGACUGUACUGUUGAUGGUGCAGAGGAGGUGGAGAAAGAGAGAUCAACAUCUCCAACUGGAAGUCAGUCUCCUGUAAUGGACCGUAACCCCUCACCACCCCCAGAAACAGCUGAUGGAGAGGAGGAUGAAGAUUUGGAUGCUAUUGGAGACACUGUGUACAGCAAGCACUGGCUUUUCAGCACUCUGACUCAUCUCAUCCACAUGGUCACAGAGCAUUCAGAGGAGGACUCUGAAGGUCAAAUGCAGCUUCCUGAAGAUGAUGAGGAAGCUCUAUGUAAAGUUUGGGAUAUGGCAAUGGAUAAGGACGUGGCUGGUUUUCUGCAGGAAUUCAAAGCUACAGAUAUCCUCCUUGGUGUGAUAGCCAAAUCUCGUUGUCCACGUCUCACAGAAAUUUGUGUGGGAAUCCUUGGGAACAUUGCGUGUUUUCCUGACACUUGUAUGACUCUCAGCCAAAAUGAAGACUUAGGUGCUGUGCUGUUGCUUCUUCUUGGAGAUACAGAUCCUCCGACCCUUCUGGAAACAAGCAGAUUGCUGCUGACCUGUGUCUCUCAGAAAGAUGUUUGUUCCCUGUGGCUUCAGCGAAUACGACAGCAGAUGUCUGUGCGCUCCAACCUCUGUUUCAUCAUGUCCAGUUCUACCAAUACGGACCUGCUUGAGAAGGUCGGGGAGCUGGUUGACAAAUUGUUUGACCUUGAUGAAGAGUUGAUGAAGAGCUGGAUCACAGCUCAGCCAAGUGAGGAGGAGGAGGAGGAGGAGGAGGAUGGUGAAAGCCCCCUGGAUGUGGUCUCGUGCUUUCUUGAGGCAUCCAAGCAGCUUAGACCAGAGAGUCCAAAUGGCUUAGAGGUUUAUCUUCAUGCCCUCCAACUCCUCACCACCACAGAUGAGGGAAUUCAGGUUUUUGCUGCCCCUGAUGGACCUGGCAAAGCAGUAUGGGACUUUGUUUGUGAGGUGGUAUGUGAAGACCUUUGCCAGCCAAAUGAUCUUCCAGUGGUCCUGCAAGAGCAGAAGAGCAUUUUGGUUCAGGCGUUUUCUGUGCUUCAGGCUCUUUAUAGAUGCCAGGAUCAGUGGCCCAGCAAAAGUGACACAAAUCUGCCUCUAAUUGCAACCAUUUUGCGAGUGCUCCAGUACCACAGUGAGUGCAAAGAUGAUGGUACCAGCAAAGAAGGCACAGAAGAUGUACAGCUCCAAACUCUGGCAGAGAUCACAGCUGAGUUUCUAGCUGACAUCUGCAGUCAGAUUCACAAGGACACUGUGGCAGAUUUGGUGAAGAAAGGUUUCCUGACAGAGAAGACUUGUCUCACAGCUGCAGGCAGUUUACUUCCCAACUUUAAGACUUCAUUUCAGCACCUGCAGUUCAUGUUGUCAGAGACUGAUCCCCAGUUGGCAGACAUGGUGAGGAAACAGUUUCCUGACUGAGACGCCCAGCAGAUCAGUGUUCGGCACUCAUCCAGACUCUCAGCACUGCUUUUUAUAGUGGACUCUAUUUCCUCUCCAAAGAUCCUGCCUCAAGUCAGACUAUUUGCAUUUCCACUGGAAAGACUCAGAUGUCACACCAUCACUAUUGUGAGCCACUCCUGAGUAAAGUCUGUAAAAUUCUUUUUAAUUGUUUUGACAAUGCUAUUUUUGUAUUAAUUAAAUAUUGUCCUUUUAUUAAAAUCAAGUUGUGUUUAUGAGCUUUUAAACAUCAUUAUCAUGGCUGGACCACAAGCCUCAAACAAACAGCAGAACAGUCUGUAGAGAGGUGCUUCACUUUUUCAACCAAAAGAAUCGACACAGGAAAAUGUAAUCUUCUUAUCAUUGUAAUAAUAAUACUAAUAGUCUUCAUCAAAUGCCAUUGAAAUAUUACAGAGCAGUUGUAUGAAGGUAGUCAGGUGACAUCCAAAAUUCAUUACCAUGUAACCUUUUUUUUUUUUUUUUUUUUUUUGAGUGUAAAUAAAACACUGGUACAAUGAAGCUGCAAUGUUGUAAAUUUUACAGUUGUAAAUAUACACUCCCUUUCAUAAUCACAUUGAUAUUGGCUCUACUUUUUCCCAAAC
This is a messenger RNA of Toxotes jaculatrix (banded archerfish), 2169 nucleotides long. It is a transcript of the gene saal1, whose product is annotated as serum amyloid A-like 1. The record is from RefSeq and is a predicted model, not a curated record. NCBI's taxonomy places the organism in Eukaryota, Metazoa, Chordata, Actinopteri, Toxotidae. The transcript is spliced from 13 exons. Bases 131 to 1549 code for a protein of 472 amino acids.